This is a messenger RNA of Seminavis robusta, 3219 nucleotides long. NCBI's taxonomy places the organism in Eukaryota, Bacillariophyta, Bacillariophyceae, Naviculales, Naviculaceae. The record is from the annotation of a GenBank genome assembly.
AUGGCCAAGUCUUCUUCUUCCUCCGUUGCUGAUGGUGCUGAUGGUGCUGAUGGUGGUACCAGUAGUGCUACUAGCGACAUCCCACCCUUGAUGGCAAUGCCUUUACAUGAAGCAGAGGUUGAUGAGGUUGAUGUAGAUGAUGUGGCUGAUGUAGAGAACCAACGGCAAGACAUACUACUACUAGCAGACGAAGAAGACGCUCUAGCAGAUGAAGAAGACAGCACUAAUGAUGAGCAUGACGAUGACAAUGAUACUCUCAAGCUUCGAAACAACUGGAGAAAACGAGCCAACGAUCAACGGGGUCGUCUUACGGGUAGCGACGGUUCUCUCAAGAGCAAGGAGAGGAGUACUUAUUUCGACUACAAUAGCUCGGAAGAGUUGUAUGCCAACGACGAUGAUGAUGAUGAGGAGGAGGAGGAGGGUGAUAUUGAGGAUGGCAGUAGUCACUGUUCCUCAUCUGUGAUUCCCGACAGUCUCGACUCUGAAGAUUACGCCUACGAAAAAGAAAGGGCCGUUUUCUGUGGAAUCUUUUUUUAUCUCUGUAUGCAGCAGUUUGCCACUGCCAUUUGGACUGCCUGGCUACAGUUCUCGGGAAUCGUGACAAAACUCUGCGGACGAUGCAGCAAAGGUGGAGACAACGAUAAUCCAGUUCUCGAAGGAAAUCCUCAAGAGAUGCUACAACAAGAGUUGCUACACGUUCCCGAAAUGGAUAUGUCUGCCACGUCUCACAGUUCCGUGGGGACCAGCGGUGGUGGUAGUGGUGGUGGAGGAGGAGCCGCUCCUCCGGGACCUCCUCCUGCCGUGGCGCAAAUGGCAACGGCGGCCGCCAAUAAUGCUGCAGGGAGUGCUGCCAGUGGAACCGCAGCUGCUUCUGGCACGGCUGCCGCAUCAGGAGCCGCCGGAAAUCUGGCCAGUGCCGUCGCUAGUGCCGGGGCUACAUCCCAAGUGGCGGCCGUGGCAGCGGGAGUCGCCGUCGUUUCCGUGGCCGCCAUUGCCGCCACGUCGGGACCGUCAACAGCCAUGGUACUUCCCGCUCUGUUUGUACCACCCACAUGUGCCAAUGCCGAUCUGGCCGAAGACAAGACGGGCUAUGUACAACUCAAGAUUGAAGGGAUACCACCCCGUGUCUUUCAAGAGCACAAGCAUCUCAUGGAGGAACUCUUUCGGGAUGUAUACAAUGAAAUAUCGGGCAUGUGCCUCGAUCCCAUGUCCCGUAUCAUGCUCUCGGCCAAUCUGACGGAAUGGGACACGGAUUGGGGAAACCACACCAACUUUGACUCGUUCGAUCCCAACAAUAGUACCAACACCAAUGCCACUCUCGCAGCCUACGAUGCCGCCGACGAUAACGACGCGGUUGUGUCCCUCAACACCAACACCACCCGACGGAGACUCCAAGAAGACAAAGACUUUAAUGAACUAUUGCAGUUGCAACUGCAACAACACCGGUUUCUGCAACAGUUUGAUCUCAGCCAGUUCUUUGAAAUGUUUGCCGCUUCCUUUAGUUACAGCCUCGCACCCUACCUCGAAGAGAAUGGCAUUAUCGCAGCAGCUUCGGCAGCAGCCGUAGCCAGUUUCAGAGAGUACGCCAAUCAGGUAAUUCGAGUGGUCCAAGCCACCACCAUGGAUGCAGAGGGCCGAACUGCCAUUGUUCUCUUUAUAGACAAAGAACAGAUUGAAUUGGCAUCGGCGGCGGUGGAAGCCAACGGUGGCACUCCGGUGGCCAUUUUUGUUUCCAGUGACUUGUCGGACAUUGAAAAUUGCUUCUUGUCGGGAAACAGCACGGCCAAGUCGUCCCUGUCUAAUUCUUCAUCGUCGUCUUCAUCAUCAACCCAGUCACAAUAUUGCCAAACGCUCUUGGCACUGGCAGAAGACUCUGGUGCAUCGGUGGACACCAUUCUCGAUUGUGCCAGCAAGCCAACAUCGACCGAGGAAUGCCAACGGUUACUGCAUGAUAUUCUGACGCUAGAAACCGAGGCCCCGACGCCCAAUCCCACAACAGCUCCUCCCUCUGACAUGCCAUCCAUGUCACCGUCUGAUUCACCCUCCAUGAUUCCCUCACUCACGCCAUCCUUGAUUCCUUCCGACACACCGUCUGUGCCUCCCAGUGCUUCCCCAUCAGCCAAACCAACAGGAGGGCCAACGCUUGCUCCUUCCCAUUCUCCUACGGCAAGUCCUACGUCCAAUCCAACCAAUCUUCCCACAGCAGAGCCAACAGUGGCUCCAACGGAAAGCCCGACAUACGGCCCUACCACUGCCCCAACAAGGGAGCCUACUCCUUCCCCAACCAAUGCACCCUCACCAAGGCCAACUUCUUUCCCUACCAGUACCCCAAGAGCAGAACAAGGAAUGACCUUUGCAACACAGGAACCCACAUUCAUCCCAACGAUUCCACCAACUCCAGCCCCAACCUAUGAACCCACCGAAAGCCCAACGCAGCAGCCAACACCAGCCCCAAGAGAUGGGCCAACUUCUUCUCCUACAGUUACUCCCACUUCAGAGCCUACACAGCUGCCAACUCUUGCCCCAACCGAUGGGCCAACUUCUUCGCCUACAGUUACUCCCACUUCAGAGCCUACACUGCCUCCCACACUAGAGCCUACUGCAAAUCCUACAUCAAGCCCCACAAAUCAGCCUACUCCUGGUCCAACACUUGACCCCACAAACCUGCCUACUCCUGGUCCCACACAAAGCCCAACGAAACAGCCUACUCCUGACCCCACUGGCGCUCCCACUGAUGUUCCCAGUUUCCAUCCCAUUAGCAGUCCAAGUGGCAGUCCCUCAAGGCAUCCCAGUAGCAGUCCAAGCACAAUUCCUUCUCUGGUGCCCAGUGCACAUCCCUCCCUUGUUCCAUCCACCGCCCCAAGUCCAGGGUGUGCCACUCCUUUUGUGGACGAACAAACUGUAUACUAUCUCUUUGGAUUAGGAAAUGUCACUGGAGAGGGAGACGCAUUGGUGAAUGCUUUCAUAGUGGGCUAUGAAGCUGUGAGCAAGACAGUGUGCUCUGCUAAGCUGCUCAGUGUAGAAUUUGACACCUGGGAACCCAUCAGGGAGCCCAACAACCAGGCAGCCGUCCUCCUCUCCAUCGAAGGGCCCUACGAGCUCACCAUCUAUAGAUCCAUCAUCGAAUCCAUCCCAGAGCCCUUCUGGAAGCCCUUCAGUGAUGCCAUCUUUGACACCAUCAGGAACUCCCACUUUGUCUCCUUCAAGUGGCCCAUCUAG